CAACCAGCACGUGUCAUUCAUUCUAUAAUAAACGAAAUCAAUUCUUGACGUAUUACAACUUGACGGCGUUUUAUCCAUCUCUUUUAUUUUAUUUUUAAAGUUCUCUGCUGCUUAGUGAACGUCGAAAUUAAUCACUUCUAAUACUUCUGGAAUAUCUAAACAUUUGAAUAUCAACAUCUUACUAAGGUCUCAGGGAUGUCUAGUAGCUUCGCAAGCAACGUUCAAGCCAGAGCCCAAGAGGUGGCGAAAGAAGAUUAUGAAAAGGCAAAAGUCCUCCUGUCAGAGGCUGCAAGAAGCGGAUCUUACCUGUACCCAUUUAGGGGUAUUAUCUAUUUCAUCACACAUAGAUCAUUAUGGAAGCCAUUUUACUCGCGCAUAUUGCCUACUUUAGGGCUUACUGCAGGAGUUACGGCAUCCAUGUUUUUCUUCACUUACCUGCCACAGCUAGCAAUUCUCGUCUUCGUAAACGGGCCCUUGGCUGUCUUUACUACGGUGCUUCUUAUUCUCAGUGAGAGCUCUACCAUCGUUAACCUUAUUUCCCGCAAUUUUCUCUUACAAGAUGCGCUGCUCGACACUUUUGACGGCACACUCGUUGCGAAGGACGCAAUCGGUAUUGUUAGCGAGGGUCGGCAAUUAAAAUCUGGUCAAGACCCGAUUGGGAGGUUGGGCAAGGUCCUUAAAACCCCGUUUUCGAAGUUUACCCCGAAGGCCCUGGUCAGAUACGUUAUGUAUCUUCCACUUAACUUCAUUCCCGUUGUCGGCACUAUCAUAUUUAUUAUUCUCCAAGGUCGGACAAGAGGCAGUUCCAUUCAUGGCCGAUACUUCCAACUGAAAGGGUGGACGUCAUCUCAACAACGGGAUUGGCUUGAACGCCAUUCCGCUCCAUACGCAACCUUCGGAACAAUUGCGACUGUCCUCGAGAUGAUACCUAUAGUGUCGAUAUUCUUUGCAUUCACCAACACUGUGGGUGCUGCGCUCUGGGCAGCCGACAUCGAGCAGAAAAACACACAGAUGACACAAGGCACUGCCCCUAACCUGCGGGAAUCUGCGAAGAAGGCCGAGUAGGGUUGCACGAAAGAUGCACUAAACCGACGCCUCCGAGAUUAAGUGCAUCGAAGAUCCGGUAGCCUGUGCUAUUCGUUACCAUUUAGGGGGGCAAAAUAGCAGACGAGGAUUAGUAAGCUCGUGAAGCCUUAGGGAUCUCAGUUAAACGAAUUAGAAGAUUUAAUGAGCACUAGGAGCUCGGAACUACAUAUGCAGUGUGUCUGUGGCUCAGGUCCAUGUAUCACAGAUAAAUCGGUACUGUAAUUCGGAACUAGUGACCAUACUUCACUGAACUAACUGUACCUAUCUAUCUUUAUGUGUUUCGGGAUGUCAUCCAUUACUAGAACGUUUGAACACAGGGUCUUACUUAGAGUGUAUAGACAUAUUCCCAGUUUUAAAUGUCCGCUGGGGCGCUUGUUUAAUGUCUUAUGUUGUAAGUAAGCAGAGGGAGUUUUGCACGUGUUGUCCCAACUUCCGACCACUUGUCUCAGAAUAUGGUGCAUGGAAAACUGCACAAUCUCGAUUAAUCUAUACGAAACACGUCAAUACCAC
Daldinia decipiens is the source of this 1596-nucleotide messenger RNA. RefSeq lists its product as uncharacterized. NCBI's taxonomy places the organism in Eukaryota, Fungi, Ascomycota, Sordariomycetes, Xylariales, Hypoxylaceae. The record is from RefSeq and is a predicted model, not a curated record. Gene Ontology annotation, cellular component: prospore membrane; lipid droplet; ascospore wall. Bases 196 to 1065 code for a protein of 289 amino acids. The transcript is spliced from 9 exons.